AUGGACAUGGACAUGGACAUGUCUUUAUUUUCGAGAGAUCUUGAAUUUUUGCCUCGAGAACUGCAUCGUUUGGAUGGUAAUAAAAUCGGUAGAUUGGAGAAUGGAAGUUUAGUGCACAACAAGUUGGUGUAUCCCGUGAAUUCUUAUCGGGUGGUCGGAAAUGAGACAUACGGAUGCGUGUGUAACGUACGCGCUUGUCUGAGAAAGUGUUGCAGGCGAGAUCAGAUUUUAGGAGGAAGCGAUCGGCCGAAUUGUACUAAAUUAGAAAACGGACAACUCGCGAGGGAUCUUGCUUUGGAAGAGCGUCAACUAGCGAACGAGAUUCAAGGAAUAUCCGGUUUAAGCGAUUUCUUCGUUCUCAUCGAGGACAUGUUGUGCCCGGAGAACAAGUAUAGAUUGGAACCGGAACGGUACGAAGAAGAUGCGUUCGUUUUACUAGAAAACGGCACCCUUCAAACCUCUACGAGCAAGUUCGCAGCAUGGACUUACUGCCUCGACUGGAAAGAUUCCUUCGAAAAGAUCGUCGUUUUAGUUUGUCUGUCGACCGACGACGCUUCUUCUUACGAGGAGGAGGAGAAACAACAAGAAUCUUACAAAGUCGGUAUCAUUGUUUCCAUUCCGUUCUUCUUCGUCACUUUUCUCGUGUACGCGAUCAUUCCAGAGCUAAGGAACCUCUAUGGAAAGACUUUGAUGUGUUACGUCGCUUGUCUCGUCGUCGCGUACACCUUUCUCGUCUUGGUCAAAUUCUUUUACUACUUUACCAUUGCUCUCUGUUCCGCGAUAGCCUUCGUCAUCCAUUUCUCCUUCUUGGCCAGCUUUUUCUGGUUGAACGUAAUGUGUUUCGAUAUUUGGUGGACGUUUGGAGGUUUUCGAUCACUGCAGGGCAGCGUGAAGCAAAGGGAACGAAAGAAAUUUUUAAUAUACUCCGUCUAUGCUUGGGGCUGUGCGUUUCUUCUUACCGGGGUCUGCAUCCUUAUGGAUUUUCUUCCCAAUAUUCCGGAGCACUUUGUCAAGCCGGAAUUCGGCACGCAAAGUUGCUGGUUCAACACGGAUAAGGCAAAGGCGAUCUACUUUUACGGACCCAUGGGUGUUACUGUCUUUUGCAAUAUAUGCCUUUUCGUUUCUACGGCACUAAAGAUCGUGCAACACAAAAAGGAUACGGCUCAUCAUUUGAAAGGUAUAGACAGCAGACGUCACGACGACAAUAAGCAAUGGUUCAACCUCUACCUGAAGCUAUUCAUCGUGAUGGGUAUUAACUGGUCGAUGGAGAUAGUAUCGUGGCUAUGCAACAAUUCACCGGCGUAUAUUUGGUACCUUACCGAUCUUACAAACACCUUGCAGGGUGUUAUCAUCUUUUUGAUUUUCGUUUGGAAAGACAAAAUCAGACGGCUACUUUUAAAACGAUUCGGAUGCCAUGGAAACAACGUACUCUCAAGAAACUCGACUCGCAGCGCGUAUCACAGCUCUGCUUCUCGUACAACCUGUACGACAUCGGCCGUACCGCUCCACGAGAAGAUUAACACGUAUUCGAGCGACCCCGCCUCUCGCAACAGGACUACAUUUCUCGAUAACAACGAUUGCGUUUAACACGUAAUCCCCUCGAUAAAUGACGUUACUACAAUCUUUACUACAAUCUAAAUUCAUUACCUUACGUGUGUUCUUUCAAUAUCUCUUUCGUCAAUUUCGAGACCCCGAAACAAUGCUCGGCUCAACUCUUGGUACGCGCAUACCGGGCACCGGUAGUUGUAAUCGACAACUAAACUGAAUCUGUAUCUGUAUCUGUAUCUGUAUCUAUCUAGUCACCGAUGAGUUACCAUUGCAUUUAACAUAAAUUUAACAACGAUUUUUUACCAAUUUCAGAAGUUUAUUUUCAAGAAAACGUAAUGCUAAAUAUGUAUAUUGAAAAUAAUGUAACGCUAAAUAAUCUAACGUGUUUUUUCGUAUCAAUGGAUGAGUAAUGUAUCUUGAAUGAAAAUGAAAUACUAAAAACUGCUUCGUGUUCAGCGUUAAAUGGUUAUCAAGUUGUGCUUAAUGUAAAAAGGAAGUGGCAAAAAUGCUGGCCAUCGUCUACCUUAAAAUUUACAUUAAAUUCGUUAUUUUUACGAUGUCAAGUAUUUGAAAA
Messenger RNA from Osmia bicornis bicornis, 2122 nucleotides. Its product is annotated as G-protein coupled receptor Mth2-like. Lineage: Eukaryota; Metazoa; Arthropoda; Insecta; Hymenoptera; Megachilidae. Bases 1 to 1587 code for a protein of 528 amino acids. Gene Ontology annotation, molecular function: G protein-coupled receptor activity. The record is from RefSeq and is a predicted model, not a curated record. The transcript has 6 exons. Gene Ontology annotation, cellular component: membrane. Gene Ontology annotation, biological process: cell surface receptor signaling pathway; G protein-coupled receptor signaling pathway.